Hemibagrus wyckioides is the source of this 2835-nucleotide messenger RNA. RefSeq names its product germ cell-specific gene 1-like protein. Gene Ontology annotation, cellular component: plasma membrane. The transcript has 8 exons. The record is from RefSeq and is a predicted model, not a curated record. The coding region runs from base 357 to 1493 and encodes 378 amino acids. NCBI's taxonomy places the organism in Eukaryota, Metazoa, Chordata, Actinopteri, Siluriformes, Bagridae.
UCUUGUUAAUGUUUGGAUGAUUUGGAAAGCCAUUGCAUGUGAUUUGUGCUCUUGUGCAGUAAAAGUGUAAUCGCAUUGGCAGAGUUGCAACAGUACAAAUGGAAGGAAUGAAAGUCAAAACAAGAAAAGAUGGACUAACAGAUGGAGGGAUUACAAAAAGGAGGAGAUUUGUAGAGAAAAUGAGUGAAAGCCUGACAAGUGUGAGAGGCUAAAGACAUGUUGCUUUCUUGCCUGCAUGGCUGAGGGCCAUUUCUGCUCUGCUCUUCCCAGAAAAUAGGAAACGAAGACAAAGGGUGGACUGGGAAGGGAACUGUUCAUUCACAAUUGUUCAUUGUGUACUUGUUUCUUGAGUUACCAUGUUGGAGCACAUGCCUCGCCGCUCCCGCUCUCUUCUCUGCCUCUCUUUGACCUCUCUUGCUCUGGUUAUGUCUGUGCUGGCCUUUUGCACCUCCUACUGGUGUGAGGGAACACAGAAAGUGGUGAAACCGCUCUGCCUCUCACCUGUGAAAAUGGAGAAAUGUAGCCAGAACAACAGCCAGCUUUUUGCAGUGGGCACAGCGAAACCAGACACAAGAGAGUUAACAACAUAUCAAAAUCACAAGUCUUCAGAGAAGCUGAAAACUCAGCUCAGAUAUCUGACCUUUAGUCACUCUGUCUGCCCAGAGCUUUCCAUGAAUGGAACAGUGUCACCAAACCAGACAAAACCGCUUACCAAGAACCAACAGACACAGCUGGCUAAUGCUGUGCAGUACAUUUGGGAAACUGGAGAGGACAAGUACAUGUUUCGGUACUUCCACGCAGGAUUCUGGAAAUCUUGUGAGAAGCAUGCUGAUGGGGAGCGAUGUCGCAGGUUUCUAGACCUAACUCCUGAAGAUACUCAUGGUGUUCUCUGGUUGUCUAUGAUAUCUGAGUUCAUAUACAUCGGUCUGUUGGGGACAGGCUUUCUGUUGAUGUGGUUGGAGGUUUUUUGUUUGCAUAAAGAAAUGCAUGCACUCAAAAUCAACGCAUUUGCAGCCCUAUGCACUGUGCUGUCAGGCCUAACUGGGAUGAUGGCCCAUAUGAUGUACACCACAGUUUUCCAGGUGACUGUGAUAAUAGGACCCAAAGACUGGAGACCUCAGAACUGGGACUAUGGCUGGUCUUUUGCCAUGGCCUGGGUGUCUUUUAGCUGCUGUAUGGGUGCUGCUGUCCUCACCUUCAACUCCUACACCAAGACUAUCAUUGAGAUUCGCCGUCGAAAGAGGCUACGCCUGGAGGAAGCUCCUUCCUAUGAGGAGGUGGUUUCAGGAGGUGGAAUCUACUCUAUCAGUGGCCUACUGCAGCAUCCUGGUGGGAUGAUUGAUAGAAUGUGGCAAGACCAUGAGAGUAUGGAAGUGAAGGCAAAAGUGGUGCUGAUAGGGGGAUGUAAACCGGAGGAGUGUGAGGACUGCGAGAGGGAGAUGGAUUACAUGGAAGGGGCCAUAGACAGUGAGGGAACAGACUCACCUUGUUAAUGAAAGUUAUGUAAAUUGGCAGAAGUGAAAUAAUGAUACUGAGGGUCUCUUGGAUACUGAGAAGACUUAAUAAAUGGAUUGAUGUCUCAGUCUGGAUUCAGAGCGCACUUUAAAUGAAAUGUCAUGAGAUAUUGAGUGGAUUACACAUGGAUUGGAUUAAAACACAAAGCAUUUAUUUCAGAAUACAUUUGCUAUUAUUGUGGAACUGCUCUUGAUGUGUUUUGUGUUUUUUUCAGAGGAUGAACAUGCUAUUCUUAGUCGCUGUCCUACUGAACCAGUAGUCAUGUAUUGAUAGAGACUUACAGCAAAGUCACGUUUCAUGUGUGAAAUUACACAAGUAACUUUUCAACUCAUCAUGUAUCACAAAUUUAUUAUAUGUAGUAGACUUUUCACAUGUAGGUUGUUUUAUUUUGUACCAUAUGAUUCUUUUUAUGUGUUCAUUUUUUAUAUGUAGGGCAGAUGGUUUCAUUUUUAAGGUGUGAUGUUCAUCAGGUGAAUGAUUUCUUUUGCACAUGUGAUUACCUUAUUCACAUGAACUAUUCAUAUGUGUUUAUGUGAUAAUCCUUCACAUAAUUCCACGUUUAAUUACUCAAUCAACUGUAGAAAACAUGAUCACAGAGGUGGUCAGUCUUGUUUGGAGUUCUCUGGUAUGAUGUCCAAUGAAACAGUAUACACUGUACAACCUACAUUUUACAAGACACAAUCUCUUUAAAUGUCAGCUUCUGUGAGCUCCUCAGAGAAGCCUCGAACACUUCACAUUUUCUUAAAAUUUUAUUCCAUCAGAAAUGAGACAAUGAGACAAUGGGACAAUAAGACAGACACAAUAUUUAAAUGCCUACUUUGCUUAAAGUUUAAACAGCUGCCUCCUCCUGGUGGCACUAGAGAUCAAUAUUCAACAGACUUCAUUGCUAUAAAUCUCCCAUAGAAAGCUAAUAUAAUGAAUAAUAAAUAAUAAAUUCCACCACUCUCUUUAUAUAGAAAACAUUGGAAUGAAAUACCUUUCUAGUCAAAUUGUCCAAUAAGCAUUAUGGUCCAAUAAAAAUGUAUUUGUCAUUGUGAUGUUUAUGCAUUUUGAAUAUCUAGUUGCAUUGUGAAUGGAUGCAUAAGCUGUUUAGAAGUACAGGAGUACUAGUGUGUAUUACAGAACUGAAAACACAACCAUUCACCUUAUCUGCCAACAUUUAACAGAAAAUAAUAGUAUUUACAAAGUAACUGGAGGCCCCAGAAUGGGUCCAGCUUUCUGUUUGUUUAUUUGAUAGGCUCGUAUUGGAUUAAGUGGAGGGCAUUUUCGUUGUCCAUCACCCCCUGAAUAAACUCCCCUUCAGCCAACCGCUCUGAGAAA